Molecule: messenger RNA, 711 nt
Organism: Knipowitschia caucasica
Lineage: Eukaryota; Metazoa; Chordata; Actinopteri; Gobiiformes; Gobiidae
Source: the annotation of a GenBank genome assembly
AUGAGUAAUGGAGUCGUGUGUGCAGAGGAUCAUCUCAAAGCCCUGAAACUCUGCCGUGUACACUCUACUAGCGUGUGCGGUGCGUGUUCGCUGGCCGGAGCGCGGGCCGCCCAGCAUGCGCGCAGUAUGGACCGCGUGAGGGAGCAGCGGCCUUUCUGCUCGCUGAGAAACCAGAGAGAAGACACAGGGGUGCACCACCACAACGACACCAGAGAGGGCGACAGAGAGCGGCGCUACACCAGCUCCUCUGCGGACCGAGGACAGGCUCCUGACGCACCGCCACGCGUCCCCACCCAGCAGUCCUACAGCUCUAGCGAGACGCUGCACGCCUUCGAGCAUGAGCCGGCGCGAAUGCUGUUCGGACGAGCUGCAGACAUGGUGCACGAGGAGAGAGAGUACACCCGAACAGGGCAGACCUUUUCCCUGAGGCAGCUGGGCUUCUGUGAGCGCUCUUCCGCAGCACGCCGCGGCCCGUCCCACCCUCUGGGUAACUACAGGGAGAAGCAUGAGCCCGUGUCCCCGGAGCGCAGCAUGGCCCUGUGGGGGAACGGGCCUAAGUCCGCUCAGAACUCUUCCUGCCUCUCCAGCCGCUCCAACUCCGCACUCACGCUCACCGACACGGAAAUGGACAAUAAGUCGGACACCGAGAUGGGUGAGUGCUCCUGCUGUUGGAGAUGUGAUGUGUGUGUGGCUGAGGUUGACAGCGGAUGA